Molecule: messenger RNA, 468 nt
Organism: Penicillium canescens
Lineage: Eukaryota; Fungi; Ascomycota; Eurotiomycetes; Eurotiales; Aspergillaceae
Product: nuclear transport factor 2 family protein
Exons: 1
Coding region: 1-468 (155 amino acids)
Source: RefSeq, a predicted model, not a curated record
AUGCCCGCUACUCCUUUGCCUGUCAAUCUUGCCGGUCCACCAUUAAGUGACCGUGAGGCCAUUGCCGAUGCCUGCUACCGCACCACAGCCUCUAUUGACCACGCCGACGAAGAGCUCUUCUGGUCCGCCGUGACUGAUGACAUAUAUGCCGAAGUUGCUGGCAUGACUGUCACCAAUGCACAAGAUCUAAAGACCAAAGUUUGGGACAAUGUCAUCAAGGUCGACACCAUCCACUACCUCACCAACAUGCGCAUCAGCGUUGACACGCCAACAACGGCCCGAGUGACCUUUACAUCUCUCGCUCAGCACUGCCGACAUGGCAAAGGGUUUGAGCCAGGCCCCAACAAGUUCACCACUGGCGCCAUCUACAACUGCGACGCUGUGAAAGUGGGUGACCUUUGGAGGUUCAAGUCGUGGAAGGCGAACCAUGUCUGGGGUGAUGGUGACCCAUCUGUCAUGGUGGCUUAG